UCCUGUGCAACAAAACGAGCACACCCAGGCUCAUCCCAGACCGAUGCCAUAACGGAGCCGAGGGUAAAGAGAGCACAACAGCUCAGUUUCAUCGAGUCAGAGACACGCAGAGAGAGAGAGCGAGAGACCUUCAUUUUCACGAGCCACAAUGGGGAAGCUGUGUGAGGUUGCAGUUGUCGCCCUCCUUAUUAUGGUUUUCCUGAACACUGAAUCCACAUGGGCUAAAAAGAGUGGAGGCUUCAGCAGCAGUGGCAGCAAAGGAAAGCCGUCGUCCACCAACAGGGGUGGGUCACAUUCGAAACCAUCCAGCUCUCAGCCAGGAAACUAUCCUCGACAGCCGCAGACUCCCAAUCGAAACCCCAACCCCUACCCUGCUGGUGGAAGCUACCCUGGAGCAGGCAACACCAACCCAGGGGGGUAUCCCAGGCAACCCCCCGCAAGUAAUCCAGGAGCUGGUAGUUACCCCAAUCAGGGAGGAUAUCCCAACCAAAAUCCAGGCAGAGGAAAUCCUAACCAAAAUCCAGGUGGAGGAUAUCCUAACCAGUACCCGGCAGGUGGUGGGUACCCAGCCGGUGGCUAUCCCAACCAAAAUCCAGGUAGAGGAUAUCCUAACCAAAAUCCAGGUGGAGGAUAUCCUAACCAGUACCCGGCAGGUGGUGGGUACCCAGCAGGUGGCUAUCCCAACCAAAAUCCAGGCAGAGGAUAUCCUAACCAGUACCCGGCAGGUGGUGGGUACCCAGCAGGUGGCUAUCCCAACCAAUAUCCAGGCAGAGGGUAUCCUAACCAGUACCCAGCCGGUGGUGGGUACCCAGCAGCCGGUGGUGGCUACCCAGGUGGUUAUCCCAACUGGAACCCAAAUAAUAAGAUCCACAGCCCACAUUAUGGUGGUGGGGGAGGAGGCUAUGGACAUGGCGGUUAUGGGAUGGGAGGGUCGCCGUUCUCUCGAUCUGUGCAGAACAUGGGAUACAAGCCAAAGUCAUCAGGUUUUGCCAAAAAAGCCAUCGUCGCAGCAGGUGUCGGUGCCGUGGCCGGAAUGGCCGUUGGCUACGGUCUAGGCCGCUUCCCUCGACCACAUUUCAAUUUCCGCAGCCCAGAAGAGGAGCACUACUACAACAACUACAUGUACCGCCGCUAUGGCUCCCGCUCUACAGAUGAAAAGGAUUAUGGCCGUGAUUUUGAGUACAAAAUUCCACCACGGGCAGAGUCGUACGACAGCUUCAUAGAGCGCUGCAUGAAUAGGUCUGACCUGCUGAAAAAUCAGGGCAACAGCUCUUCCGGUGGGGACGACGACACCGUUGGCAUUGAAGAAAUUGGAUACCCGGCUCUGAUUGAGCAAAUGAAGAUGCGUCGCUGUGUGGAGAAUUUCAUGGUUUAUUCAGAGCAAUUUCUGGUGGAACGAAAAGCCGAGCAACAAAUGAAUCCCAGGAAUCGUAGCAGCCUACUGAGCUGUGGGCUGGUCGAGCUGCUCACCUCCCUUGCCAUGCUCCUGUCCAGCAUGCUUGUUCUCCAGUGAGAACAAUUAGCCUCUCUUUCACCAAACCCCAUAUGGGUUUUCUAUUUCCUCCAUUAUACUGUAUGUGCAUGACCGCAAUUUACUUAUAAAUAUUUGUCUCCACUUAACCGUGUACAUCCUGUUGGAGCUCGUUUUGUCAUAUUUAGUGAAGCACUUUGUGUCACUGCAGACUAACAAACGGUAUGGAAAUGUUUAUGUGUGAAUCAUAAAAAAAAAAGACGCAGUAGUCAGUUUAAAAUGGGUUAUUUUUGGGCUGUGCAUUUUGCAUCUCCUCUUUUAUUUAGCGCCGCAAACACAGAGAACAGAUUCAGGGUUUGUGUUUUUGUGACAAUUUAUUACGAUUAUAGUUAUACCUGCUACUGUAUACAAUGGGAAUGUAUCUGACUUUUAUACACUGUAUAUAUACAUAGACCAUGUAUUCACCCUUUCACCAGUAACAAAAUAUGGGCAAAUUAGUUUAAUGCAAGUUAAAGUCAAGGUCUGAAUAAUGAAUAUUUGCACAGAUGCCAGUGCGUUUUCAGUUUUCUCAACUUUUCAAAACUUUGUAUCACUGUUUAUCACUGUAUAUCAUUCAUACAUUUAUUAAUGGGAUAGCUUUACAUUACAAUUUUCCAGUGGUGUCCACAGCCUGAAUGUGAUAGUGGGUUGGAACCUACUACUACUGUUUUGUGAUGCCCAAGAGUUACCACAAUGAUAUUGUGAGAUGAUAAAAGCCUUAUGGAUUCCCUAGACAUCGUCAUUAAGGCCCUAACAUUUAUAAACAACAUUAAUUAACCUGGGAGACAUUGGAAGCGUAUGUUUUGCACAACGGAAGAUUUUUCCCAUGUACACAUUUGUUUGAUUAUUUAAAAAAAAAAAAAAAUCACAUAAUGAAAUCAAAAUAAAAGGAUUACAUGAAGAGCAACUGUGGAGAUUCUCAUUUAUCCAGGUCAUGAGGUCCAGCCACUCCUGGUUUUACAUGUUUGAAUUUAUGCAGAGUAGGUGUGUCAUUUCUCUCUCAGGUAUGUGUUGCCCUUUUGUUGGUUGUGUUUGUUGUUUUGCUGCCUGUAAAGUCCCACAGUGCAUCUGAUAACUCUUGAAAGAGGAAACUGGAUGCCUCCAACGGUGACGAUGCCUCUUGUUGAUAAUGCUCAAUUAAACCGAGAAGGCUUUUAUGAUUUCAUUGUUCCAUAGCAAUUUUCACUUUGCAACACCCUCUUAACUGUCACACUCGCAUACUCGUAACUGGAGGCACUGGCGCCGACUUGAAAAAGUUUGGAAAUCACUGGAAAUUACAGAGGGUGUUUGAUUUUCAUUGGACAUGAAUAUAGCCUCAUUUGAAUGAAAUUGAUGUUUCAGUGAAAAAUUCCAGGCUGGAAUGUUUCGUCCUCCUGUAGCUGCUGUGAGUUUUAAAAAACACCUUAGUUUGUUUCACUCCACCUCAUUCUGCUAAUGAUGUACAGCUCUGUGCAGUACACACAGUUGUGUGUCUGGUGCAUUUUUGUGUAUUUUUUUUGUUUCAUUAUAUUUUCUUUCUUUCUCUCCAUCUGGAUAACAAGGUCCAUUGUUUAGUGUGUAAUAUCCGACAUAUAUAUUACUGUGUCAAGUCAAGAGCAGUUGAGUCUGUCCAGCCACUGUGCGGUUUAUCUAAAGUGACAUAUACACAUGUUUUGUUGUGAUGAUUCUUCUUUUGUUGUUGGUUUUCUUGUACACCCACAGUUUUUCCAUUUCUGGUAAAAUUCAGUUGAUUUGAAAUCCUGGUUAUGUCAUUGCUGUAACAUUUGUUAAGUGCACUUAUUUCCCUUUCGGACUGGAUAUUUUGUAACUGCAUUGCGGAGCUUGCACUGAGAUUGUAGACAUCUGUGUGUGUUUGUUUUUGUUUUGUUUUUGUGUGGUUUUUACAUUUGUGUAAGCUCCACUCAACUCAUUUUGAGAUUAGUAUGAUUCAAAUAUUUGUCAUGGACAUUUACUUGUGAAAUAAACAUAAAUAAAGUAA
Molecule: messenger RNA, 3488 nt
Organism: Solea senegalensis (Senegalese sole)
Lineage: Eukaryota; Metazoa; Chordata; Actinopteri; Pleuronectiformes; Soleidae
Product: calcium-binding protein P-like
Exons: 2
Coding region: 149-1513 (454 amino acids)
Biological process (GO): protein homooligomerization
Cellular component (GO): membrane
Source: RefSeq, a predicted model, not a curated record